Messenger RNA from Pistacia vera, 1866 nucleotides. Its product is annotated as BEL1-like homeodomain protein 9. The record is from RefSeq and is a predicted model, not a curated record. NCBI's taxonomy places the organism in Eukaryota, Viridiplantae, Streptophyta, Magnoliopsida, Sapindales, Anacardiaceae. Bases 144 to 1607 code for a protein of 487 amino acids. The transcript has 4 exons. Gene Ontology annotation, molecular function: DNA-binding transcription factor activity, RNA polymerase II-specific; RNA polymerase II cis-regulatory region sequence-specific DNA binding. Gene Ontology annotation, biological process: regulation of transcription by RNA polymerase II.
AAGGCUCCUGCUUAAACAGUAACACUGAGCCUUCUGUCUAGCAAGUUAGAUCAUGAUCAUAAUAAAUUCAGAGUCACUUCAUUUCCUUCAUUCAUAGCUAUAUAUCAUCUUCUCUCUUUCUCUCCAACUCAAAAGCUUCAAUCAUGGCAGAAAAUCUUGAUCAGCAGUCCCAUGUGCCCCAACAAAACAGAAGAAACAAGCUUAGAAUCACCACUCAUACCACCCAAGAACAACCCUCAACUUCACCAAGCUUUCAAACAACACCAAAUUCACUUUAUCAACUCAACCAGCCAACAAUAUCACCAUCUUCUUCUUCUUCAUCACAAAUCCUGUUCCCCGGCUGUGUCCAAAGCUUCUUAACUGAUUUUAACCACCAGCCCUUUCCACCACUUCACCCUUUUCCUUUAAACUUCAAUGCACAACAAUAUGAUCCAGUUUCAGGUUUUGCGGAUUUAUUGAAGCUCAGAGGUGAUGUUAGAAGUUUGGUUCCUUUAGGUCCAUUUACAGGCUACGCUUCCAUAUUGAUGCGUUCAAAGUUCUUAAGGCCUGCACAGCAUAUUUUAGAUGACUUUUGUGGUAGUGUAUAUUUUCAAGCUUCAGACUUUCAAAUGGAUGGUUUUACUGACAGUGCAGUUCUUAGAGAUUUCAUUGCCUUUAGUAACAGAGUUGAUCGUUCAUGGAAGAACUCCAAGCUGAUCAUGAUGCUGGAAGAGGUUUACAGGAAAUACAAGCUAUACUGCCAACAGAUGCAAUCAGUUGUUGCCUCGUUUGAAACUGUGGCCGGUCUUGGAAAUGCAGCUCCAUACAUAUCAUUUGCUUUGAAUGCCAUAUCUAAGCAUUUUAGUUGCCUGAAGAAUGCCAUAAUGGACCAAAUUGUGGUUUCUGGCAAAACUCUUGGUGAUGGAAUUUUCAGCAAAGACUCUAUUCCAGGGCCUGGGACUGCUGAAUCAAGUUUCGGUAGCCAAAAUUUGGGCUUUCUUCAGCGUCCUGUCUGGCGAUCUCAGAGAGGACUUCCAGAUUAUGCAUUAUCUGUGCUCAGAGCAUGGCUCUUUGAUAACUUUCUGAACCCUUAUCCUUCCGAUUCAGAAAAGCAAAUGUUGGCCCGGCAGACUGGUCUAUCGAGGACUCAGGUUUCCAAUUGGUUCAUUAAUGCAAGAGUAAGAGUGUGGAAGCCAAUGGUGGAAGAGAUGGAUCUGCUUGAUCAAGAACAGAGAGCUCAAGGACCAUCAUCGGAAGCUGUAAAUGCUGAUGAUGUUCAUAUGACAUCUCAUCAACUAAACAGAAGCGCUUCUGAGAUAUUCCCUCUACCCUCACAAAGCGAAAAGGCUCAACAAGCUCCAACUAAACGCCGUAGGAAUAAAUGUGCCCAAAUGUCUGAGAAGAACGAGGAAGACAAGCAUGCAACUCACAGUGAUUUGUCUAGCGUUCAUCACAUUGGUUGUGGCAGUGGAAGCAGUGGUGUUUCUCUAGCAUUGGGGCUCCACCAGAACGAUGGAAAUGAGUUGUCUCGGCCCUUCCCUGUAACCAUUCCGCGCCAUUUCAACCUUGAAAUGGAUGUUGCGAUGGAUAUUACAGCAGGAUUUGAAGCUCAAAAUCACCAAUCUUGAAAAGGAUAUCAAAGGGAGGUUAAGCUAAUGCAUUUGACUACUUACAUUGCCUGAAAUUAAUUUCUUUUUACUUAGUUGUGUUCUAGCAAAAUCUUGAUCGAUCAUACAAGUUGUUAUCAACCAUGAAUAAAUUAGACAAACUAGGAUUGUGGGAAUUCUCUUUGUUUUACUUCAUGGAACAGGAUUUUGCUAGACUUUCUUAGAACUCCUUACUGCCUCUGAUGGGCUCUAUGUUAAAUGGAACUGCGACUUCUUAGUG